GACUCUUCAAUUGCUUCCUAUCCAACUCGCCCCUCCACACAGCACCCUUCUCUCUUCAUCAAAUCACAUCAAAAAUGGUCAAGGCCGUAGUCGCUGGAGCUUCCGGAGGCAUCGGACAGCCCCUCUCUCUGCUCCUCAAGAACAACCCGCACGUCACCGAGCUCGCCCUCUACGAUGUUGUAAACACUCCAGGUGUUGCUGCUGACCUGUCUCACAUCUCGACCCCCGCAGUUGUAAAAGGAUACCUGCCCAAGGACGAUGGUCUGAAGGGCGCCCUCACCGGUGCUGACAUUGUUGUCAUCCCCGCUGGUAUUCCUCGCAAGCCUGGCAUGACGCGCGAUGAUCUGUUCAAGAUCAAUGCCGGCAUUGUCAAGGGCCUCAUCGAGGGCAUUGUCCAAUUCUGCCCCAAGGCUUUCGUCCUCAUCAUCUCCAACCCCGUCAACUCGACAGUCCCCAUCGCUGCCGAGGUUCUCAAGAAGGCUAAUGUCUUCGACCCCAAGAAGCUCUUCGGUGUCACCACCCUAGACGUCGUUCGUGCCGAGACAUUCGUCGCCGAGAUUAUUGGCGAGAAGAACCCCGGAAACCUCAACAUUCCCGUCAUUGGUGGCCACUCUGGCGAGACCAUUGUCCCGCUCUUCAGCCACGCUAAGCCAAGCGUGAACAUUCCAGCAGACAAGAUGGAGGCUCUUGUCAAGCGUGUUCAAUUCGGUGGUGAUGAGGUCGUCCAGGCAAAGGAUGGUGCUGGUUCAGCCACCCUUUCCAUGGCCUACGCCGGAUAUCGAUUCGCCGAAAAGGUCAUCAAGGCCGCCAAGGGCGAGAAGGGCAUUGUCGAGCCGAGCUACGUCUACCUCCCCGGUGUCGCGGGUGGUGACGCGAUUGCUAAGGCUACUGGAACCGAGUUCUUCUCUGUACCAAUUGAGCUUGGUCCCAGUGGUGCAGAGAAGGCCAUCGACGUCGUCAGCAGUGCGAACGACCACGAGAAGACUCUCCUCAAGGCCUGCUACGAAGGCCUAGGUGGCAACAUCAGCAAGGGUGUUCAGUUCGUCCAGAGCCCUCCUUCUUAGAGGAACUAUAGACCUCCAUGAUGUAUGAAGCGAGACGAAGCCAGCUGAAGACAUGUAUUGGCAUACCCAUGAGCCAAUGCCACUGUGAGCAGAAGAAUGAAUAAAUUUAUGAACACCACA
This is a messenger RNA of Bipolaris maydis ATCC 48331, 1184 nucleotides long. The record is from RefSeq and is a predicted model, not a curated record. Lineage: Eukaryota; Fungi; Ascomycota; Dothideomycetes; Pleosporales; Pleosporaceae.